This is a messenger RNA of Onychomys torridus (southern grasshopper mouse), 3214 nucleotides long. RefSeq names its product R-spondin 2 (gene Rspo2). The record is from RefSeq and is a predicted model, not a curated record. The coding region runs from base 656 to 1405 and encodes 249 amino acids. The transcript is spliced from 6 exons. NCBI's taxonomy places the organism in Eukaryota, Metazoa, Chordata, Mammalia, Rodentia, Cricetidae.
CUACUUAUAGAAGCAUCCCGAGCCUUAGCUUGUCUGCAUCUCCAUCGGAAAGUGCCCUGGCCACAUCCCUUCGGCCUCUAGGCAGUGUCCCGUCUCCUCCAGCGCGGGCAGGGAGAAACCUCAGCCGUGAAGGGGCGGUGGAGAGAGCCCUGAGAGCAGCGACUGGAGCCGGACGCCGAGAGCAGAGCGGACGCGCCCCUUGCCGGGGAAUCGCUCUCGCGGGCGGAGACUCAGCAUCACAGCGCUUGCCGGCGCGCUUGCCGGGCUGCGCGCUCCUGCCAGGCACCGCCAGCCCCGAGGACCCUCGGGGUCCGCGGACCCUGCUGCAGCGGGCCUAAUCCCAGAGCUGCCAAGAGCUCCCGGCUGGUGUUGGCAAACUUUUUCCGAGCCCACGUGCUGACCAAACAGCCCGGCUCGCUUCCCGAGCCUGGGAUGGAGUGCCGCGCCUAGGCACGCUGUGCAGCCUGAGACACGCGCGCACGGUUCACCGCGGAGUGAGCGAUGCUGAGCGAGCCAAACUGACCAUUGCAGCUGCAGGGCCAGUGGCAUCUGUCUCCGAGUGAGUCCUCCCUAGGAGCGACCCGCACUGUCUCCUUGCAGGGGCUCCGCGUUUCCUCGACUUUGAGAGGCGUCUCUCCCCAGCCCGACCGUCCAGAUGCGUUUUCGCCUCUUCUCUUUUGCCCUCAUCAUUCUAAACUGUAUGGAUUACAGCCAGUGCCAAGGCAACCGAUGGAGACGCAAUAAGCGAGGUGGGUCGCUCUCGGCCGAAGCUAGUUAUGUAUCAAAUCCCAUUUGCAAGGGUUGUUUGUCUUGUUCAAAGGACAAUGGGUGCAGCCGAUGCCAGCAGAAAUUGUUCUUCUUCCUUCGAAGAGAAGGGAUGCGCCAGUAUGGAGAGUGCCUGCAUUCCUGCCCAUCAGGGUACUAUGGGCACCGAGCUCCAGAUAUGAACAGAUGUGCAAGAUGCAGAAUAGAAAACUGUGACUCUUGCUUUAGCAAAGACUUUUGUACCAAGUGCAAAGUAGGCUUUUAUUUGCAUAGAGGCCGCUGCUUUGGUGAAUGUCCAGAUGGUUUUGCACCAUUAGAUGAGACCAUGGAAUGUGUAGAAGGAUGUGAAGUUGGUCAUUGGAGUGAAUGGGGAACAUGUAGCAGAAACAACCGCACAUGUGGAUUUAAAUGGGGUCUGGAAACCAGAACACGGCAGAUUGUUAAAAAGCCAGCGAAAGACACAAUACCAUGUCCAACCAUUGCUGAGUCCAGACGAUGCAAGAUGGCCGUGAGGCACUGUCCAGGAGGGAAGAGAACACCAAAAGCCAAGGAGAAGAGAAACAAGAAGAAGAGGAGGAAGUUGACCGAAAGAGCCCAAGAGCAGCACAGUGUCUUCCUAGCUACAGACAGAGCUACCUAAUAAAAUACAGGCAAUAGUGGGGGGAUUUUGAGUGGGAUUUUGUUGCUGUUGUUUAUAUUGCAAAAGUGCACAAAGCUACUCUCCAAUCCACACUAGUGGACAGCAUUCCUGCUGCUCUGACCAGUAUCAUUUUUCAGUAACAUUACAAAGGGAAGUGCCCAAGCAUGGACUUUGGGUUAUUUAUGCUUUGAUUUGAAUAUGUGAUAGCAGGAGCUUGUUGACCUCAUCAGUGGGAGCUAAAGCAUGUAUACUCCUGUGAUGAGCACCAUGUGUCCUAAGCAUCUGCCCCUGGCACAGUGAACUUGUAGGAGGCAUGUGGCUAUAGAUCACCACCAGAGAGUGCACCCAUGCCUACUUUCCUGAAAGAAAAUGCAGAAGCGGGCAAGCGCUGUUCCCUUGUGACUUUUGUUUCUCACAUUAUGCAUUGUCAAAGACAAUUGUGAUUGGAAAUAAUGCUUAGUGUCACCACAUGGUGUUUUCAUCAUUGGUGACCUUCAAAUGAUCUUUCAAUGAGACUGCUUUUUAGCUAGGGGUAUUCUGUGGAAAUUCCUACUAUAUUUCAGCCUAGUGCUUACAUGUACAGAGUCUGCUGAGCUCCAUACAAAGCUCCACAUUGUAUAUUUUUGCUUUCUGUGUGUAACAAGUCAUACCUGAUUGAUAAGAUGUCACUUUGUUCUUAGUGGUUCUUAACUAUGGUCUGGUACAUGAUUGUUCUAAUUCUGAAAAUUGACAAGUGUUUUGUUGCCAUUUUGUUUCUUCUGUUUGUAUUAUUUUUGGUGGGGGUGGGGUGGGCUUGUUUCCAGUUGUAAGUUUAGGAUAAGCUAGUUUGUACAUAGAGUCAAAUGACUGAUGUCAGAGUUUCAGUGCAGAUAGAACUUCCCCAGUUCAUGUGUCACACACACACACACACACACACACACACACACACACACACACACACACACACCACAGUAAGCAGCUUCUAGCAUCUGGCCAUCAGAAACCAAACUCCUUUUGAGUUCAGAAAGUGAUGACUUAUGAAACACAACUGAAAACAUGAGUACUUGUGUGCAGUGCAGUUACUUGUAUUUAUUACACACAAUUUCCAGCUUCAUUUUUUUCAAACUUAAAGUAACUCAUCACAUUCAAUGAAAGGUUACCUGGCAAAAUUUUUGGGUCACAGGGGAAGCUGCUAUCCUGAAAUCACCUAGGAGAUGAAGGAGAAAAUAGGAGGCUUCCUCCAGCUGAGAGUCACAGCGCACAUUUCUCUGCUGAGCCAGAAUGUCUUCCACUAAAACAAAGAACAUGAUGGAGGCUUCCCAUCUGAUUCACACAGCCAUGAUUUCAGAAUCUCCCUUGUCCCCUUGGGUCAGUCAGUCCUUUGACUUAAUGAAUUGACAGGCUCUAAAUGCUUUAUCUUCCUGGCUGAUCCAGGGAGAACUUAGAACAAAAGAAGUUGUAGAGUUUUGAGGAAACAGUCAGAGCAAGGAAAAGCCUUUUCCUCACUUUGCAUUGGUAAAACUACCUCUUCAGCAUUUUUGUUGAGUCAGAAACAUCUUGCUGAUAUGUAUAGAUGUCAUAAGCUUCAUUGUGAAAAUAUUGAUGCAAGAUAAGCCAUAUAUGAAUGUUGUAUUCAACUUUCGGCUUGCACUUAAUCCUAAAGUGUUCCCUUCCCUUCAUGUCUAUUCAUACACUAUAUUCCUAUUUACUAAGUGGGGAGGGGUCUUCUUAAUAUCAUACUUCAUUGUUAAUAAGUCAAUGCUUGUUAUGUUUCUGGGCUGUUGUUUUUGUGCAUUAAAAACUCAAAAACUGCUUUUGGACUAUUUUUUA